UUUCAUCCCAAAGAACAAGCCAGCAGCCACCAUGUUGCUCGACGAGAAUCCAGCCGAUCUCAUCCACCACACAAUCGGCAACUUCAACAUCCAACCCGAUAAACAAGCCGUCUCCCGUGUCAAUGACUCCCUCACCACGCUGCAGCAGUCUCGCGACCUGCGCAUUCGUGAAGCCGAAUCCUCUCUGCGGAAACUCUCUCGCCAUCUCCAGUCUCUGAGCACCCAACAUGAAGAGGCCGUUAUCGCCCAUGACGCGGGGAGACACGCCGCCGCGAUGGUCGAGCUAGACACGAAGAAAUUUCGCAUCGCCAAGGCUGCGUCUGAACUAGAGAUCGAAAGCGAACGACUCGAGAGUGAACUCGAGAUGCUAAAGGAUCGACUGGCGGAUCUUGAGGCUCAAGGACUGGAGGGUGAUGAAGUGACGCGGCGAGAGCGAGAGGCCGAUGAUGCUAUUCUACUCCGAUUGAAAAUCUACCGGUCUCUUGGUAUCGAUAUCGAACCCGACGACGCAGGCAUCUUCACCAAGGCCGUUAUCCGCAACAGUCGCAAGGGAGACGUACAUGUCGUCAACCUGGACCCCAAAUUCUCGCGCUUCUUCUACUCGAACUAUUUCUGGUCAACGAUGCAGGGUUAGCCCGGGCUCUUUUCUUCUUCUUCUUCUUCUUCUUCUUCUUCUUCUU
Molecule: messenger RNA, 680 nt
Organism: Aspergillus ochraceoroseus IBT 24754
Lineage: Eukaryota; Fungi; Ascomycota; Eurotiomycetes; Eurotiales; Aspergillaceae
Product: kinetochore Spc24 family protein
Exons: 3
Coding region: 32-634 (200 amino acids)
Source: RefSeq, a predicted model, not a curated record